AAUUCUGCGUUAGUAGUGUUUUUUUUAAACCCAUUUUCUGGCUAUUAUGUCAAGGAUGUUAAAAUAUUGGUAGACGUUUUAGUGAAGACACCGGAAAUUUCCGUUAUUACUUUUAAACGCUUUAAGGAAACUAAUGGACAAUAUUUAGGCAGACUUUGUUUUCACAUAUUUAUGUUUAUGUUAGUGGUCUAUUAGCGAUAUACAAUUAGAAUAAAAAAAAAUUUAAACAAUGUCCAAAGUAGAUAAAGAGUGUUUAAGGAGAAACUAUACUUUUGUUACAAAUGAGAUCGACGCUCUGGAACUGGUUGACCGUUUAGUUGAAAGUGAAGCCAUAGGCCUAUCAUCGAGUGAUAGAACACGUAUUGUUGAUAUAAAUUCAAAUAUUGUCAGGAAUAGCGUUCUUGUCAAUAUAAUAUUAAAUAGCAGCUCUGAAUAUGUAUUAAACUCUUUUUUGAAAUCGCUAGAACCAAAGUACAAACAUGUCCUGGAUAAACUUAAACAGCAAGAGCUGCGGUCGAUCCCUUCGGCAAAAGUAGUAGAAUCACUGUUCCAGCUUGGAAAAACAUACUUAUUUCAGCUUGGAAAAUCACUUAUGUUCCAACUUACGGAAACCCAGGUAAACGAACAAAAUGUUAAAAAAGAAAAACUAAGACAAGAAAACAAAGAAUUACAAGAAACACUUGGCAAACUUUCGAUAUUAAGAACUGCUGAAAUAAACUCAUUAACCUUUGAACAAGAACAUCCAAAAUCAAGCAGACGAGAUCUCCCAGAACCUAAAGAUGUCUCAAGUAUUAAUCUAAAUGCAUCAAGCCAACAGAAAUUAAUUCCUGUGAAAGAUUUUUUAUUGACACAUCUUCCCCCAUGCUAUCAGCAUGUUGAGAUGUUGAGCUUAAUCAGGUCCUUGGUUGAUAUCACUGUCAAAAUUGAAGUGAAUGAUGUGGACCAAGAGAGAAAACAGUUUUGGGAUGGAGUUCAGACAUCAGUACUGACUUCAAAGUCUUUGGAUACAAUGGACGUGCCAGGAAGUGCUGAAGGUAAUCCAAAAAAUGCCUCAACUAGGAAAACAGAAAAUACUUUCCAUGAAUUUUCUAUAUUACAUAGUAAAGGGGAUGUAAAAGAUUUUACAGGGACGUCUGAUGGCAUUCGUUUAUCUGAUGUUGUGUUAGGAAGUGGUAAAGUCGAUGACGUGUUUAUUCGUACAGGGUAAAGUCGAUGACGUGUUUAUUCGUACAGACGGCCCAUGUCCAUGUCAUAAGAAAUGUCAAGAAUGGGGAGAAAUACGAGUGCUGACGUCUGCUCAGUUAAUGUACGACGACGAUGACGCCAAACAUUUCGUCUGCACAUUUUUUUAUGACGACGACGAUAAACGAAUGGACCAACUGAAAUCUGCUCGAGGGGACAGAAUAGUCCUGAGAGAUUUAAAGAAAGAUGUUUGUAUGUUUCUCUGUGUUACUUGUGAUGUAGAGCUUGUAAGAAAACUUGAAGGAAUGUUAGACAAGUUUGAACAAAGUUGGGAAAACGCUUUUGACAAAUAUGCCAACACUGUGAAGUGGGAAAAUGAAAAAUUGACAGUCAUAGUGUCUCAUCCUAACGGAUUAAGAAAACACAUUUCCCUUGGUAAAUCUUUGACUCCAAAUGUGGAGAGCUCUGACAAAAGACCACAAUAUGAAACUCCAACGUGCAAGGGAAGUACAGGAGCUUAUGUACUGAUACCAGACUUUGACGUUCAUGAUGACGUUUAAUCUUUGCUCUUGUGUUUGCUAUGGAUGUUAACUCUUUCCCUCCUAAUUGACGAUGCCAACGUUGAUUUCACCUCACUAAAGUAAAUUAUUUUUUCCAUUCAUAAAUUUUAACUCGUGUUGUGUAAAAAAAAGCAUGCAUUUUCCUACAAUUUAAUACCAAAUAUAACUUUCAUAUAACAAACAAAAAAAGUUAUUCAAGUUUAAUCGGAUCAGGAUGGCGAAAUACAAAUCAGCGAAAUGAAUAAUACUAUCGGAACGAGGAGAAUAAUGACGGAGAGAAAGAGUUAAUAUAAAAUAUACUAAAUUGAAUAUAAUUAACAUAAAAGAUAACAUAUAUACGGAUCUGUCAAGCUCAAAACUGCUGAUAUUAGACGUUACAAUUACUUGACGAACGAGAAAAAUGAACGACUUUGCGCAAUAGAUUGUCACGAAGAUAAAUUUGUAUUAGCUAGUGAGUUUCCUGACUCAGAGAUGAAAAAACAGUGCCAAAAGAUGAACAUCUUAGAGUUGGUCAAUAAUUCAAUACAAUUGUCAGUACGAGUUGAGGUGCGACUAACUGAACCAAGCCAGGGAAGAAAUCAGUUACAAGAAUCUGUUCCUGAAAUGUACAGCAAAUUCAAAAAUGUUGUCAUGCCACAUACCGGAAGUGGGAUCAUUAAAGACAUAUACACAAACGAGUCUUCCUCCGAAAGUCAAGUAGAAGUUUGUACAGCAAUGCACGUUGUUUUUAAUGACGAGGAAGCCAAAAACACGAAAUGUAGUCUAUAUUUUGAUGGUGAGGGUUACAGAACGGUUAUUUUAACCGGAACAAAUGAAUCAGGCUCAAACAUCAACAGCGAUUGGUGUAAAUUUCUUUGUAAAGUCGACAGCCAAAAGAUUGACGAAAUCAAGGAGAACUUUAAAAAGUUUGAGACAGAAUUGGGGAAUAAAAAACGAAAGAAGAUGAACAGAAAAAGAAAAGUAAUUUUAAUCUCCCAUCCACAUGGCGGUUAUAAAUAUAUCUCUAUUGGAGAUCAAAUUAUUGAAAAAGAUGGCAUCAGGUAUGACACACCAUCUUGUAAAGGUUGUAGCGGUGGCUAUAUAAUUCCAGUUGGAUAUAUUGAUAAAGGUACUUAUGUUCACAGCGGAUCUAGCUAUGAAAACGGUAAAAGAAAGUACGGUUAUGCUAGCGGUUUGAUUCCAGUAGUAAAACAUGGACAAUAAAUCACCUUUUCUUGACAGUUUGCUUUAUACAGUUUUCUUAAUUUUAAAAUAUUUUUGAAAUCAAAUAAAUUUGUUCUGUUGCUAAUGUAUAUUUCGUUGUUGACAUUGACAUCGUGAGCUUGUUGGUGUAUCAAGUAGCAAUAUAUGUUAAACAUUCUGAUUGUAUUUACAACUAUAAAAAAUCACGCCUGCA
Messenger RNA from Biomphalaria glabrata, 3138 nucleotides. RefSeq lists its product as uncharacterized. The coding region runs from base 230 to 1207 and encodes 325 amino acids. The transcript is spliced from 9 exons. The record is from RefSeq and is a predicted model, not a curated record. Gene Ontology annotation, biological process: regulation of apoptotic process. NCBI's taxonomy places the organism in Eukaryota, Metazoa, Mollusca, Gastropoda, Planorbidae.